UCAGCAUGUACAGACUGUGUACAUGAACAAACUGAAAUAUGAGAUGUUUUUGUAAUGCCACAAAGUAGGUCACAUUUGUAUAAAUUACUAUUCAUUCACUAACUGUUCACAGCUGCUGUCCUGCUUCUUGUUAAAUCUUUUUCUCCCUCUGUGAGUCUCCCAUUGACUCAAACAUACUUUUAUCAUGAAUCCACUUCCAUUGAUAAAUUCUGAACCCAUUAGCUUCUUUGUUGAGUGCAGUGUUUCAUAAAUGUGUGAGGAGGCACUAUAAAAUACUGGGUCAGGGUGUCCUCCCUGAUUUGAAUGUCAUCAUGGGAUUUGGAAGGAGUGGAAAUUAUACCUAGAGGCCAUACCAGACCAUAUUGACUACAGUGUGUUGUAUUGCCUUUGAGCUCAACUUUUAAUUUGUAAAAACUACAUAGUUUCACUUAAAAGGUUCAUUUUCAGGCUGAAGUCUGGUGCUAUUUACUGAUAUGAUUUUGUCCCAUUACAAAGUUUUUUUCCCACCUGAUUAAAUAGUGUAUCAUUUAAAACAAAAUAAAACAAAUAUAUGUGAGUGAGCUUAACAGAUUUAAGCCAAUUGCUUUACAAAUGUUAAUGAAACUAACUUGUAUUUUGUAGUAAUAAGACUGUAAAAUUAAAUGUAGGUGUUUUUUGUGUCUUUAAUAUAUCCUCACAGCACCUGUCAAGGACAAAGUAACUCAAUCACUAUGAAACUUUUCAGUGCAGCGACAGUGUCUCCAUAUGUCCCUGUUUACACUCACCUGCACUCUAUAAGCUGGAGGUAUAACUGCUUUAUUUCUUUGUGAGCACACUCAAGGUUUUCUAGCUCCAUCUGAAUUCAACUGAAAUGGAUGCAUUUAAUCCACCUGCUUCAUUUAACCAGACCCAGUUGUUGAAAAUACAUUACAUAAGAAAUGUUUAAAAGCUCAUCAACUAUUUAAUGGAUUAAAUGGAGGAAAGUUCUUUCUUGACCUCAGAAAGUCCAUGUAGUAGCUGUUUGAUCAGACGAUGUGAGUUUGCUUCAUUGUCACAGAAUUGUAGGUUUUAAAGUCAGUGCACUUUUCUUUUUGCCCAUGUGGGCAUACAAGUAAGAGUAAAAUUCCAUAACAACUGCUGAAUGGCCUUUGUGGUAAGAUUGUUUUGUCAAAAGCUUCUGCUCAACGUUUUGCUGAUAAAAUCAAUACAAUUUUAAAUUCUAGGACAACAGCUGCUGACUAAUAAUGACAGCUAUAUAUGAAAACUUCUAAAUGAACUUUGAGGUGAAACUGUUUUGUCAGAUAUAUCCAUGUGUUUGUGGGAUUGUUUUUAUCAUCCAACCAUAAACACACGCUACUACAGAGGGUUUCUACGUCACCUUGCCCCCCCAAAAAAGUCUUUGGGAAAUGUCCUCACCACCUUGACUUUCGAAGGACACUACAGCAGUGAUGUCAGGCACUAUAUUUCACCUGACUGACAUUUAUGUUAAUUAAAGUGGACAGAUGGCCACAUUGAGGUGAUGAUGGGCUCAUGAAGGACAGAGCUGUAAGGUUGAAGAAGUUUACAAUGUCCUGUUUGACUGAUGGGUGGGUCGUCCUCUUGGGGGUGUUCCAACAGGCUCACAGAGAAUCUGCAAGAUCCUGAUCUUCAUAUGGAUGAAACAAAAAGGUUUAUUGCAAGGCCAUAGUUUUCUUCCAGUGUUGCCAAAAUCAGCAUGCAUGAUAUGAAAAAAGCUGCAGGCGGGCAUUCUAAUGCAAUAUUUAUAUGAUAAGAUUAAUUUUCAUAUUUGCAUCCCUGUCUCUGAACACAAACAAGUUAAUGUAUUCAAAUGAGACAUUUUACAAACUGGUGUUUUAUAUUCACUGCAAUGUCAUACAGGCUUAGAAUACUUUAAGCCCUCCAGUUCAGUUCACACAAACUGAGUCAUGGCAAAGUUGAUCCACUAGGGGCCAAAAAUAAGCUGUAGUCACAGUUAGACCUCCUUUCUACCACCAAAUGUCGGCAUAUGCGACCUGUCGCUUGUAGUGGCCGAAUCUACUAUACAGACUUCACACAUCAGCUGAAUUAUCAUAAUCACAAUCUGAAUCUUUAGUGGCCAUAGGUGCGUUGACACAUACAAACUCUUGAUUUAAAAAUCAGAGAGCAGACAAUAUGCACAAUAUUAGGCGUACAAUAAACCAACAACAAGGAUAAACAAAGUUUAGCAAACUUAAAUAUAUAGCUGCUAUGUACAGGAAAGUAUUAAAAUAGAUAAGUAUAAGAAAAAUUUUAAUAACAAGCAUAAAGUGGCUAAACUUGGCGCAUGGUUUAUACAGGGUCAUAAUCUGGUUGUUACCAUGUGGUCGACAGUGCAAUGAUGCAUGGAAUAGCAAAGAAUGCUAGAAUAGAUAUUGUAUAUAUUUGGAUUGCACCUUAAUGGUUCCUUACUUGUAUCUGUCUUUUGUAUAUUUGCAUGCUUUAUUUGCACCCUUUCCACUUUUUGUAUUGCAACUGCUGCACCACAAUUUCCCUUGGGAUAAAUGAAGUUUCAUCUCAUCUUGUGAGUAUUGCUAUAAACAGAAGUGGUAUAUGCAUUCAUUUGUGCAUAUAAAGUGUAUGUACAGUAUAUUAUUAUUUCACCUUGUGCUCCAGGAACCAUCCAGUGCCUCUUGUCAAGCACUUACAAGUAAUAGGCUACUUAGUGCUUGUAACCUUUUUUUCAUAUUAUCUUUAUUCUAAAAGCUAUAACUAAUAUGACUGUAUGAUUCUAUGUAAAACCCUUUCCCCCUUUUAAAAUCUACUCCAAAUUUUAGGAAAUCAUCAAAUCUCAAUUAUUUUCCAUAAUUUUUUUCAUUUAUGUUCAUCUGUCUAUUUGUUUUGUUUAAGAAAUUACCAACAAUUUAGCCUGUAAAAGGUCAGAAAAUAGUGAAAAUACCCAUAAUUUGUUCAAGAUAAUGUCAUCAAUUGCUUGUUAUGUCCAAAACCCACAUUAUUGAUUAACAAUGUUAAUGAUAGUCAACAUGUUGACAUGUAAUUAUCUGUUAAUCAAUAAAUUAACUGAUUAUGUGCACUACACACUGUUUUGGAGAACGAAAUUUCACUGUUGUUGACCAAUAUCACCUAUUUUUUUGUGUGUGUAUUAAAAAUUAUUGGCUCAAGAAAACAUGACCCAGAGGUUGAAUUAAUUAAUAUUUGUUAAAUUCCAUAAAUCGAUCUUGAGUAAAAAUGCAAUAAGUGCUUAGGCUAUCAAUUCCGAGUAAGACAUGUUGUAUGCAGUGCACUAUUAUUUGAUUCCUCUAUAAAUUAUAACUUGUUCCACUGUUGGCUUUUUUAUCAACCCGCUGAUCACAAACAUGAUUUCGCUACGUUCAAGGUCUUUUUUAAAUGAGUCUCCCAGGCUCCUCCCACCUCCUGGUAUCCUAGCAGCGGAGCUCUGAACCCUCUCCCGAUUGGCCCAUUUUCAAGGUCCGCCAUAUUCAAACUUCCGCCGUGGUGUGUGUUCUGUUGUCAUCGAUCUCCUGCUUUCUUUGUACACAUUAGGCCAGUUUUCAUACGUCCGGACUUUGUCUUUUGUCCACUUAGCCGUAAUUACGUUUCGUCAUAAUUGAGAUCUAAACAAAAUAUCCUGCAAAAUGGAAGAAAAUGAAGAAGUUUGUGGACGGACGUUGGGAAACAAAAAGCAGAAACUUCGCAGGAUGUCAUCGAGGACUUCCACCACCAGUGUCAUCAGCGCUGCGGAGCCUUCUCCACAAACACUCCGGAGAAACAACUCCAAGAAACCCCCUCUGCAAAGAGGCAGCUCCUUCACCUUUCUCACUCCUGGGACUCCAUGGGACUUCAGUCUAAAGAGAAAACGCAAAGAGAAGGAGGAUGACACGGUCAGUCUGUCCAGUUUCGACCUCAAGGAACCGAGUAACAAGCGUGUCCGUCCUCUGGCCAAAGUUUCAUCCCUCGUCAACUUGAUAUCUCCAUCAAAGAAUGGAGCAGUGCGGCGCUUUGGCCAGACCAUACAGUCAAUGUCAUUACGUGCUGACAGCAAGUCACCAGGGAUGUCGCUCAGAGCCAGCAAGGCAGCGGGUCCCACCCCCACGAAACGCAGAAACAGCACGCUGUGGUCAGAGACGCUGGACGUCCAUCAGAAGAGCACGUUCUCCACAAAAGAGAUCAAGAGACAAGAGGCAAUUUAUGAGCUUUACAGGGGAGAGCAAGAUCUCAUAGAGGAUCUCCAACUUGCACGAAAGGCAUACCAUGAUCCAAUGCUAAAACUCUCCAUCAUGACAGAGGAGGAACUAGCUCACAUAUUUGGGGACCUGGAUGCAUACAUCCCCUUGCAUGAGGACUUACUGAUGAAACUGACGGAGGGAACUGGCCCUGAUGGAACAGUAGCUCAGAUUGGACAGAUAGUGAUAGACUGGCUGCCAGGUCUGAACGCCUACAAAGGCUACUGCAGCAACCAGCUUGCAGCCAAAGCCCUGCUGGACCAGAAAAAGCAGGACAGGCGGGUCCAUGACUUCCUGCAGCGUUGUCUGGAGUCGCCCUUCAGCAGGAAGCUGGACCUCUGGAGCUUCCUAGACAUCCCACGAUCGCGCCUGGUGAAAUACCCGCUGCUGCUGCGAGAGAUCCUAAGACACACUCCUCCUGAUCACCCCGACAUAGCCAGUCUGGAGAGAGCUAUCACUAUAAUCCAGGAGAUUCUGUCUGAUAUCAACAUGAGAAAAGGAGAGUCUGAGUGCCAAUAUUACAUAGAAAAGCUGGAGUAUCUGGAUGAGAAGCAGCGGGAUCCUCUUAUAGAUAACUGCAAGACACUACUUAUUCACGGCGAGCUGCGGAACAAGAGUGGCUCGCAGUUGUACGUGUUCCUCUUCUCUGAGCUCCUGGUUCUGACCCGACCGGUGACCCGCAAUGACAGGAGCUGUUUCCAGGUCUAUCGACAGCCCAUCCCAGUUCGGGACUUGGCUCUCGAGGACCUGCAGGAUGGAGAGAUCCGCAUGGGGGGGUCCUUCAGAGGGGCUUUCACUAAUGGAGAAAAAGCUAAGAACGUUUUCCGUGUGAGCUCUAUGGAUCCAUCCCAUGGUCAGUCCCACACCCUGCAUGUCAACGAUGUCUACCACAAGCAGCAGUGGCUCAACUGUCUCCGCACUGCAAUGGCCCAACAACAGGGGGCUCCACCCAGAGCUCAGCAGGAAGAAGCUGUCAGAGCCAAGCAUCGCUCCCCCACUAUCUCAGCCACCAUCUCUGAUGAGGAGUCAGACGAGAACUGUCCGCCUGUCUCUGGCCCUAAACUCAGGCCUCAGACGCUGUCCAAAACCAGACUGGACCAGAAGUUACGAGGCUCACUAAAGAGGAAGGAGACUGGAGUGUAGACAUUUGUCCCGGCACGGACAGACACAUGAAUGCAACAUGAUUCCUGUUUCAUCACGUGUCUGUCAUAGAAUUUUCAUGCAACCGUUGUUUUCAUGCUUUUACUUUGUCCUUGUGGCUGCACUGAAAAAGUCUCUCCAAUCAUUUCCGUCCAGAUGUAUUUUCAAAUUUUAGUCUUUAAAAAGUGUAAUUAGUUUACAAAAAAAAAGUGAUGUGUCUGAAAUGUAUGUUUACACCCACUAAAUGUGUGUGGAAUUAGGGUUUUUGUGUCUACCUACAACUUUAUACCACUUAUAGCAAAACUUUUAGUUUAACUUCAUUUCAGUGUUGACACUUUUAAGCUUUCUGUGUUUUGUUUUUUUCCGCAGUCAAAUCUACAUAUAAGUGUGUGCAGUUUUAUAUGUUAUCUGUGCUAAGAUAAGGGAUCAAGAAAAUGUGACGGCCUAAGCUCUCUGUGCAGGAAACCGUUGGGUGAGGGGAGCCUAAACACGUUAAAGAUCAGACAAAAGAUAACGAGUCGAACACGAGUGACAACACUGACCAUGAAUACGAGAUAAAAACUUAUCUUGGGACAAAAAAAAUCCAAUGAAUCCAGCUGUAUUCAGUGAAAUGUUGUUAAAUGGAAGAAAGAUAAAACAUUUAGUUUGUACUUUUAAAA
Molecule: messenger RNA, 5977 nt
Organism: Plectropomus leopardus (leopard coralgrouper)
Lineage: Eukaryota; Metazoa; Chordata; Actinopteri; Perciformes; Serranidae
Product: neuroepithelial cell-transforming gene 1 protein-like
Biological process (GO): positive regulation of Rho protein signal transduction; intracellular signal transduction
Molecular function (GO): guanyl-nucleotide exchange factor activity
Source: RefSeq, a predicted model, not a curated record